This is a messenger RNA of Sinocyclocheilus rhinocerous, 2859 nucleotides long. Its product is annotated as dystrobrevin beta-like. The record is from RefSeq and is a predicted model, not a curated record. Gene Ontology annotation, molecular function: zinc ion binding. Gene Ontology annotation, cellular component: synapse; plasma membrane. The coding region runs from base 285 to 2159 and encodes 624 amino acids. The transcript is spliced from 23 exons. NCBI's taxonomy places the organism in Eukaryota, Metazoa, Chordata, Actinopteri, Cypriniformes, Cyprinidae. Gene Ontology annotation, biological process: synaptic signaling.
UCAUUGAGCCUCAUUGAGUUUCUCCAGUAUGGCGAGAUCACACAGAGUCGGUCUGUCGUUACACCGGAGAUCUCGUGAAUGAAUCGUGAUUCAACUGCACUGAAUCAUCGGACAAUGAGAAUAUAAUGAGAAAUCAGAGGCUGAGAUGAGAGUCUGAUGCUGGAGGGUUUUUAACGGGAUCCGAGCGGCGGAAACUCGCUCCGAAGAGAGAAAUUCAUACUGGUUUGGAACAACACAAGGGCCUCUUGAUGCUCUCACCUGACUGACUUACAGCCGAGAUCAGGAUGAUAGAGGAGAGACGGAAGGGGAAUGUCAUGGCCGACAGGAAGCAGAUCUUCACAGACAUGAAGACGCAGAAUUAUGACACCAUCCGGCUGUCCACGUACCGCACCGCCUGCAAGCUCAGUUUCAUUCAGAAGAAAUGCAACCUGCAUCUGGUGGACGUGUGGAACAUGAUCGAGGCGUUUCGUGACAACGGUCUGAACACGCUGGACGUCUGUACUGAGAUCAGCGUGGCUCGGAUGGAGACCAUCAUCACCUGCAUCUACCAGCAGCUAAACAAACGGCUGCCCACCACACACCAGAUCAACGUCCAGCACAACACCAGCCUGCUGCUCAACUUCAUGGUGACGGCACACGACAGUGAUGCUCAGGGAAGGCUGACGGUGUUUUCUGUGAAAGUGAUGCUCUCGGUGCUGUGUGGAGGGAAACUUGUUGAUAAACUUCGCUAUAUUUUCUCUCAGAUAUCUGAUACUCAUGGUGCGAUGGUGAUGUCCAAGUUUGACCACUUCCUGCGGGAGGCGCUGAAGCUGCCCACUGUCGUAUUUGAGGGGCCGUCGUUUGGCUAUAUGGAUCACUUCGCCAGAUCCUGCUUUCCUCAACAAAAGAAGGUGAUGCUGAACAUGUUUCUGGAUACUCUGAUGUUAGAUUCUCCUCCUCAGUGUCUCAUUUGGCUCCCUCUGCUGCAUCGGCUGGCAAACGUGGAGAACGUCUAUCAUCCGGUGGCGUGUUCGUUCUGUCGGUCGGAGGGCAUGAUGGGAUUUCGUUACCGCUGUCAGCAGUGUUUUAACUAUCAGCUGUGUCAGAACUGUUUCUGGCAAGGUCAUGCGAGUGGAAACCACAACAACCAGCACGAGAUGAAGGAGCAUUCGUCCUGGAAAUCUCCAGCUAAGAAGUUGGGUCGUGCCAUCAGUAAAUCCUUGGGCUGUGUGCCGAGCAGAGAGCCGUCCCACCCCGUCUACCCAGAAUACCCCGAGAAACCCCUCAACCUGUCCAAUAUAGUUCCUCCCCGUCCAAUAGGAAACAUGAAUGAACCAGUUCUGCCCCCGUCUGCAGGCCCCAGCCCCACUAAGAGACCGCCGACUCUAGCCGCAGCUCAGCGUAUGAAUGAAGAACAUGCUCUGAUCGCAGCGUAUGUGAACAAACUCCAGAGCAGCCCACGUGCAUUAGACAGUCCUACCCGAACGGAUGAAGAGCACAAACUCAUCGCUCGUUACGCCUCUCGUCUGGCCACGGAUCCUGGACACACAGGAAGACCUUCGGACUUCAGCUACAACACCAACAAACAGCAGAGAGAACUGAUCAUGCAGCUGGAGAACAAGAACCGGGAGAUUUUGCAGGAGAUCCAGCGUUUGCGAGCGGAGCAUGAACAGGCAUGUCAGCCGACUCCAGAGAGAGUCCAACAAAACCCGACCCUGCUGGCAGAACUCAGACAGCUCAGGCAGAGGAAGGAUGAGCUGGAGCAGAGGAUGUCGUCUCUUCAGGAGAGCAGGAGAGAGCUCAUGGUGCAGCUGGAAGGACUCAUGAAACUACUGAAGGAUGAGGAGCAGAGACAAGCUGCUCAAGCCGCUGGCUCCUCCCCCAGCCACGCCUCCCCUCGUUCUAUGCAGAUGCCCAUUCGCUCUCCCUCGUCAGGCCCCACCCCCACAUACGGAGGCCACACCCCAACCCACGGGCCCCAGGACUCUUUAGCUGGAGUGGGUGGAGAUGUUCAGGAAGCAUUUGCUCAGGGACCUCGCAGAAACCUGCGAAAUGAUCUCCUGGUGGCAGCAGACUCCAUCACAAACACCAUGUCUUCACUGGUCAAAGAGCUCAACUCAGUAGAAGAUGCAGGAGAAGAGGAUGACAGACUGCUGCAGAAUGGCAAAGACAGAGGUUAAGCCAAAUAUGAAGCAAGCAGUGCCAUGUGUGGCAUCACCAUGCAAACGCAUCACCACAAAGACAAUGACCUCUGAACCCAGACUCGGCCAAUCAGAGAGUGUUCAGGGAUUUGACUUCCUGUGGAUUGCUUGAGAAGGAAAAUGUUUUGUUGUUUUCAGUGUUUUUUACCCUUCUUUGUUUGUGAGAUAGAGAUGCAGUUUUAAGGGUCUGUGUUGCGGACCUGCUAGUUUGAAUAGUUAUUCUCGUUUGAAUAUUGUAGCUGAUUUUGUUCAAGUUUGAAAGCUUUUGAAAAACCGAUGCACCCAAAGACGUGUCAGAUCUGACCAGAACGAGACUGAAUGGACUGAGGUGGGAACGAAAUGGAACGGAACGCAAUAGAAAAUGAUGCAUGAUUGAAGGACGAACGUGAUGAGUUGAUUGGCUGGCUGAGGUAUGUGGGCGUGGUUUGUUGGAUGUGGGUGUGGUCAUGUUGAUUUCAAGGACGCAGUUGCAGCAAAUGCAGUAUAAAUGACCUUCUAAAGGAACUAAAUUAAAGAAAGGGUCGAGUUCAGUACUGUAAUUUAUUUUCGAUUUACUUUUUUAUUUAUUUUCAGUAGACGAACAGCAUUUUAGCAGCUUUUCCGUGUACAUUCGAGGAAAUAUUUUGGUCGUUUCAAAUAUUUGAGUUCAGAUUUUCAUGUCCAAUUCAGCAUUUAUGCA